AUGACCGAGUUCGCCGGCGAGCACCAUACCCGCGGCCGCACGCCGCUGCACUCUGAAGUGGCCGCGCCGUCGUCGUCGGGGAACACCACACCCGCUGCAGCCACCGGUGGACCUUCUCCUGUCAACAACCAUGACGUCUAUGUCCGCACGCUGCUGCAACAGGCUUCCUCAGUGGUCACGACAUCGCCGUCACGGAUAGAGACGGCGGCGGGCGGCCUACGGGCGGCGACUGGCGGUGGCUGGCGGGAUCUGGCGAUGUCGGGGCAGGGCUGGGUGAGGUCGGAGACGACGGACGGUGGCUAUGGGCUGGAGCGCCGCCAUCUUUAG
This is a messenger RNA of Striga asiatica, 327 nucleotides long. Lineage: Eukaryota; Viridiplantae; Streptophyta; Magnoliopsida; Lamiales; Orobanchaceae. The record is from the annotation of a GenBank genome assembly.